AUGCCCUGCUUCCCCCGAAAGGGAAGCCUAAACAAGCAGUACAAAAUACUGUACACCAUCGGCCAGGGUGGAUUUGGCUAUGUACAACUGGCCCUCCAUCGCCUCACAGGCAUGCCCGUCGCAAUUAAAGUUGUAGAAAAUCUGAAGACACACCUGCACCUCGUUCUAUCAGAGAUAGCAGUACUGGAAACCGUGCAACACCCACACAUCAUUCGCCUCUUCCAGGUUUUAACGACCACAAAAUACUGCUAUAUAAUUACUGAGUAUGCAUCGGAAGGCAAUCUGUACGAACUGGUGAAGGAAGAAGGCAGGCUGCAGGAGGAACAGGCACAGGUGAUAUUUGGGCAGCUGGUGUCAGCCAUAAGGUGCUGCCACGACCAUGACAUUGUCCACCGAGACCUGAAGCCCCCAAACAUCCUGCUAGAUGCACAUGGAAAUGUGAAGCUGGGAGACUUUGGCCUUGCUACCAGGUGCAGAGCUGGCACUGUGCUGUAUGGGCGCUGUGGGACCAAAAGCUACAACGCCCCAGAAAUGAUUCUGAGGGAAGGCUACGACGGGAAGAAGGCAGACGUGUGGAGUGUGGGUGUGUUGCUGUACUUUAUGACAACUGGGCACCACCCCUUCAAAGGAAGCACCCUGGAAGAGACCGAGAAAAAGAUCACUAUUGGCAUGUAUGACAUCCCAGCUCACAUCUGUGGGCAACUGGAAAAUCUCAUUCACCAAAUCUUAACAGUUGCCCCAGAGAGGAGGCCCUCCAUUGAAGACCUUCAACAUCAUCCAUGGGUCAAGAACCCUGAAGGAAACAUCUUUAGUGACCCCUACCCAAAUCCUAAAAUUGUUGACAAGCUGUUUGACCAUGGGUUUGCUGCCAACGAGAUCUUUGACUCACUGCAGAAGCGGAAAUACGACGAGAUAAUGGGGACAUACCUGUUACUACAAGAGCAGGAACACCAGGGGCUUGACUUCACCUCCUCAGUCACUACGGCAGACCCUCGCCCUGCACCUCCACCAUCUCCAGUCCCUCCUUUAACAUCGGGCCGUUACCUAAAAAGAAGAGCCAGUGAGCCCGCCUUUGGCCUUCUCCACACCCGGCCUUCACAACAGGACAAGCCUGAUGUCUCCACGCCUCUAUGGUGUCCCCAGAAGAAGAGCCCCACUUCGAGCCAUGCCCCACCGACCAAGGCUGCAUCUGUCCCAUGUGUCUACCACAGCAGGGUAGAAGAAGAAAUGCCCCUGCCACCUGGACCUGACUCUAACAUGGAAAAAUCAUGCCUCCCUCAGAACAUCGGGUGCUUCAGCAGACUGUGCAGGAGAAUCAGAGUCUGCCUGUCAAGACUGUGUUGCUUCCCGAGGGCUUCAAAUCCACAAACCCGGCGUGUGUUCAACAACAAAGUGGCUCCUCUGAAAGAGUCACCCAGUGAGGAAUAG
Messenger RNA from Chionomys nivalis (European snow vole), 1428 nucleotides. Its product is annotated as putative sperm motility kinase W. The transcript has a single exon. Bases 1 to 1428 code for a protein of 475 amino acids. Gene Ontology annotation, cellular component: cytoplasm. The record is from RefSeq and is a predicted model, not a curated record. Gene Ontology annotation, biological process: intracellular signal transduction; protein phosphorylation. NCBI's taxonomy places the organism in Eukaryota, Metazoa, Chordata, Mammalia, Rodentia, Cricetidae. Gene Ontology annotation, molecular function: protein serine/threonine kinase activity; ATP binding.